GGGAAAGAAAGGAGGACUGAAACAAGAAAAGAAGAAUAGGAAGCAGGGAAGGAAAUAGGAUCGAAUCAGGGAACGAGGGAGAGUGGGAGGAAGAGGGAGUCUGAAUCCUUGCUGGUCAUCAGGCUAACAUCACCUGAACUGUCCUGCUUCUGCUCUGAGGUUUCCUGCUAUUUGUGGAUGUACCAGUUGAACUGAACAAGAUGUGAGCAGAUGUUACACGAGCCAGCGUUGCUGCUUUCCAGCUUCUAAACAAUCUUAAGGUUAUUAGGGAGUCAUGACAUCACAGGAGGAAGGAUCUUCAUUCAGGAGGUUUUUCCAAUACGUGGAGGACAGUGGACUUCGAAUAUACGAUGGUCUGGUGAUCCAAAACGCCUCCGACAUUGCUAGAGAGAGCGACCGCAUUCGCAACCAGACCAAUUGGACGUACCUGCAUGAAAAACACCAGAAAAAAAGACGGCAGGAAGAAAGCAUCAAGAGGAUUGGUGAGGAUGUUGCCGCGACCUCGGAUGGGGCAUACUCCGGGAAACACUUCAGGAUGGGUUUCAUGACGAUGCCAGCUCCACAGGACCGACUGCCCCACCGCCAGGGCUUCACCGUCAGAUCCCAGUCCCUCCACUCAGUGGGCGGAGGUGAAGAUGACUCAACAGCAGCCGCAAACAACCCACCCAAACCUAAGAGAGAUCCCAACACCAAACUGAGCAGCAGCUCCGAAACUGUGGAUGGGGUGGAGUUACAAGAAGAGACCACCAAGACACCAAAGAGAACUCAAUGUUUCCUCCACUGUGAAGAUGCCUCCAAGAAGAUGCCUCCACCUAAACCCAAGAGGAAUCCCAACACUCAGCUUAGCACCUCCUUUGAUGAGUGCUACAUCCGUAACCAUGGCAACAAGAAGCCUUCCUUGCAAUGGGACAAAUCUUCAUCCCAAAGUCAAAGUUCAGCAUCCAGGGACACGGAUGAUGAGGAGCGUUACAUUGAGAUGGUGGGAAACAUCCUGCGAGGGCUGAAAGGUCAGGAAGCAGAGGAGGGCGACCAGAACGAAUCGGUCGAGGAGAUGAAGUACCCAAUGCUGGAAGACUUUCUGCAGGACACGAAUGCUGCCAUCAUUGACCCUGACGCUUGGUCAUCCCGCGGCUCACUCUGUGACAUUCCUCCACCUUUCCCAAAUCUCCUGACUCACCGCCCACCACUGCUCAUCUUCCCACCUGCCCCUCUCAGUGCUCCCGAACUCAGAUGAGUCCCCCUCACCCCUUUGGGCGUCACCCGCCUCCCAAUGUUAGAAAACGUCUCCUAUAGCAAGUCGGGCAGUGUUGAACAGCCGCAUGAGCUCCACUCACUACCGCAAAGAAGAGAGACCGGGACGUGCCUCCACUCACACCAUCACAUCUUCUGGUCGUUCCUCAGCUCCACCUCUCCCUCCAGCCUUUACAAGUCAUCCAGCACCACACACGGUGGUCACGGUUACCCCCGCAGCCAGUCAGCAUGCCCAUCUCCUGUCAGCAUGGGACGCUCACUAACACCUCUGAGCCUGAAGAGGCCACCGCCGUAUGACACUCUGAUGGCAGGAGGAAGUAUGCCUCGCUCUUCAUCUUCAUCUUCAUCAUCCUCACACAGGGCAGGUGAAGGAGGGGCUAAACUCAGUAACUCCUCCUCCACACAUGGGUCCAUGCAGAACAUGUCCGUGAGGUCACAGACUCCAACAAGUCCACUAGACGAACUCAACAACCUGUUUGCAUCAGGUAGACAGGUGAUGAAGAGGGGGUCAGGAGGGAGGAAGAGCAGGGAGGGUGAAGGAGAUGGCAAGUCCAGACAUGACAGUAAAGACAGAGAUGGACAGUCGAGUCCGGUUUCCAGCAGGAUGGGGAGGUCAUCUGUCAGUCCCACCAUGAUGCUGACGGGAGGAGGAGAACCAAAGUCUGCGGGUAAACUUGGCCGUUCAGCUUCGACUUCAGGAGUUCCUUCACCAGGUGGCACGCCACAUCGUCACCUGCAUGAGCCGCAUCACCUUGCCCUAAGCCAGAUGCCAUGGCUAUGUGGCGACGCCACCAUGAUGGAGAUGAUUGAGAAAAAGAGAGUUUUAUGUCGAGAGAUCAAAGCUCGUCAGCGGCCAGAUAAGAAUCUGUGCAAACAGGACAGUAUGCCCAUCCUGCCCAGCUGGAAGAGGAAGCAGCCACCGCCAUACUCGGCCUCGCCCACUGCCGCCGGCCAUGCUGCCACCGUGUUCUGGGACACCGCCAUCUGAAAGACAAAUACUCGCGCCAUGAAACACCCAAAACACUGUUGUGUAAAACGGAGAAACACAGCGAUGAUGAUCAUGAUGAGGUUCCAAAUGCACUGAAUGCUUUAAUGUGAUCAAAGAUGCUUUUCCUUCCUUGUUUCACGAGAGCAAGAGCAGAGCCACUGCUGAAAGUCACCAGACUAAACUUCUUUCUGCCCUUCUGAGCAUCUUCACAUUUUACAUGAAAUCAAGUUAUAAUGAAUCUAACAGUCAUGAAAGAGCAAAUGUUCUUCAGUUAUAUACAAAAACUGACAGUUGGACCUGCUCCUCUUUGUGGUAUGUUUGUCGUUUAAAGAAAGAACAUACCACAGUAAAGCUACAGAUAUCCUGAUGUGUCCAGAUCCAUCAAAAGAAUAAUCAGAGAAAUCAGUCAAUCUGUGCAGAGGGCAG
Molecule: messenger RNA, 2665 nt
Organism: Oreochromis aureus
Lineage: Eukaryota; Metazoa; Chordata; Actinopteri; Cichliformes; Cichlidae
Product: neuronal tyrosine-phosphorylated phosphoinositide-3-kinase adapter 2
Biological process (GO): phosphatidylinositol 3-kinase/protein kinase B signal transduction; neuron projection morphogenesis
Source: RefSeq, a predicted model, not a curated record